CCGACGCAGUACCAUAGUUUCUUUUGAAACUUACCACCUUCAUUUAUAUUCUUACACAGACUGACUGACACCCUUGGUUAGAGUAGAUUUUAAAUGUUAAGCUAUCACCGCCAACCCAAGGUAUAUAUCAACCCGGGGUUGUUUAAGGAAGCCGUUAAAGAACUUUUUUUGGCCCAUAGAGAAAAAUGUAAACUCUUGGCGUGGGUUGAAAGACAAAUCCUGAAUUUCCCAUGGGAACUCACGCCUCGAAUCUUCUAAUUUCACGGUCCAAUUCGCUAUUAAUUGAUCAAGAGCUGGGUCGACAGAAAAACUCGUCAGCAAGCCAGGCUAUGUGGACGAGCAUACAUACAUAAUGAGACUCGAACACGUCUCCGGGAUUUGCCAGAAGCGGCGAAAUCAACAGGAUUUGAUAGUUGAUGCCACGACAACUACAUGAAUAACGAACACCACAGAUUGGACUUUGAACCAUGCAAUGUUUAAGUACUUCUUUGUCAAUACACUUCUCUUUUGUUUCAUUGAAUGCAGUGUUCUACGCGAUGAAAAAGCCUAAUUUUCAUCAACUUGUUUGUACUCAGACUGUUCAAACAAAUAAAACGUUGGUAUUAAAAACAACUGGAGAUCAGUUAAGCUCUGAAAUGAGUGGCCUUACUUUACUAUAUUCAACUUUCGCCGGCGUCAAUUAGCAGAGCACGAGAACAAUUGAAUAGGUAAUAAAUUAUUCACAUUCUGACAUUCCCAAUGGUGAAUUUUGUUGAUGAAAAGACACACAAUAGAAGACAGAGAAAGCUCUGACUGUGCGAUUAAUUUCAGUCGAUGGUGCCUAUUCUCUUCGUUUUAUGUCUAAAAAUGCAUCGCGCAUAUUAAAAGAAACUCAGCCGGAAGGACAGACCUUGAAUCUUUAUGGGUACAAUUAAUUUGAGCUGUAUCAUCAUAUGAUCAUUUGCAGUUCGAGCAUGCAUGUUAUUUGCAGGGAAACCGAAAUAAAUUUGUUCUUAAAAAAUUUGCAGUAAGCCUUACAAUGGGUACUAAUGAAUAAAGGAAAGAGCUAUUCAUAUGUAUUAGACAGUUUUGUUUUCAUUUUAAUCCUCAGAACAAUCCAGCAAGCCCAACCCAGAAACAUCACUACUCAGUGCAUAGCAACGUUUAGAGAGACCUCUUAGAAGUUUACUCGAAGGAGUAUCACUUUUUGAUCGUCGUAUUUGACCCAGUUGACAGAAGUCAGUUUGUAAUCAUGAAUACCAAACUGGUACUCUUCCUGGUAGUUGCUUCAUGUGUGCUUUUCACCGAUGCUCGCAGUAUAUCGCGCCAGAAUGCCGACGCAGUCGAGGGCAAUUUACGCAAGGGUGUCCGAAAUGACGACGCUAAUAGGGGAGAGUACCCGGCUAAAAAGGAUGAAUCCACUGGAGCCGAUACUCAGGAUGGCAUGGUAAUAGCUCGCACUAUAAUUCAUAGGAUGAGAUCCACAAAGAACAAAGUUGAACAGACAGCUCCUAACUUUUCGUUGACAGUUCGUGGUAUUUUGGAUAAAGCAACAAGCAGCAUAAGCUCGGCAUCUAACAAGGCGAAGGAAACAGCGAAUAAAGCGAAAGCCAAAGUUGAAGAGUUAGGCAAGAAAGCGAAAGGAGCUAUUGAAGAAGGAAAAAAAAAGGUGGGUUCCAUCACAGGAAAAAGAAAAUUCGUCGACACUUUGUUGACAGCUCGUGGUAUUUUGGAUAAAGCAAAAAGCAGCUUAAGCUCAGCAUCUAACAAGGCGAAGGAAACAGCGAAUAAAGCGAAAGCUAAAGUUGAAGAAUUAGGCGAGAAGGCGAAAGGAGCUAUUGAAGAAGGAAAAAAAAAGGUGGGUUCCAUCACAGGAAAAAGAGAAUUCGAGGCAUUCUUGGAAACAAGUAUGGGAACGCGGGAAGAUUAAGCCAGUGGAACAGAUUCUCAAGACGAAAUGCCAGAUAGACCGAGAAAGAGGGUUGAGACUAGCAAAUAGUUGACACCCUGUGUCUGUUUUUUAAAUCUCUAAUUAUAUUUGCACUUAAGCACCGAGUUUCCCAUGAGUUAUACGACGUGGCCCAGAAUAUAACUGAAAAUCUCACUUUGGUAAUUCCUAAAUUCAAGUUUAUUGUUGUACACAUUCAUUAACCCUUUCAUUCCAAGACAUGACCAACCUAGUUUCUCUUCAACAUAUCAUUUUCAAGCAGGACUGUAAUGGAAAGAAUGCAAAUCAUCAGUCAUAAGGUGUAAUUUGAUUAAGCAACAAAUUAUCAGCGCUAAAAGUUACAAUGGUAGAAGGUAAAAACAGUCAUCUUGAUCCUAGAAGUAAACAGGGUUAAGAAAGAACAAGUGAACCUAACAUUCAACCCCAAUUGCUAUCUUUCCUCCGUAUCUAUAUCUCAAUUUUUUUUACCAAUAAAUGGUAUCGAUAUAUCUCUUUUAACAGCU
This is a messenger RNA of Pocillopora damicornis (cauliflower coral), 2430 nucleotides long. RefSeq lists its product as uncharacterized. The record is from RefSeq and is a predicted model, not a curated record. Lineage: Eukaryota; Metazoa; Cnidaria; Anthozoa; Scleractinia; Pocilloporidae.